AGUUGUCGUAAGGAUGGCAAGUAGCUCAAAAGCCGAAGCAAACAAUGGCGAAUCUGGAGUAAUCGACGAAGGUGUACUUGAAGAGAUGAAGUCUUUGCUUCACGAAUUUGAGGAGGUAGAAACUGAGCUUGCACGACAACAUGUGAAGCUUUUGGCACCAAUUUACGAAAAACGACGGAAAAUCUUUGAAAAAAUUCCAAGGUUUUGGACAACAGCCUUCAUGAACCACCCACAUGUCGCCCAGUUUUUAGAUCACGAUGAUUUUGAGUCUGUUCAAUGCCUUAACGAACUAAUUAUUGAGAGAGACGAAAUAAAUUUAGAUAAUUAUAAGAUCAAAUUGACAUUUUCUGAAAAUCCUUAUUUCACGAACACUGAACUUGUAAAG
Messenger RNA from Dentiscutata heterogama, 385 nucleotides. The record is from the annotation of a GenBank genome assembly. NCBI's taxonomy places the organism in Eukaryota, Fungi, Glomeromycota, Glomeromycetes, Diversisporales, Gigasporaceae.